AUGUCUUUUCGAAUAAAACUAGUAUUUUCGAUUUUCGUUCUCUCUUCUUUCGUGUUUAAUGUAUCAGCAAUUUCUAGUGAAGCCACGUGGUAUGGAUCUCCCGAUGGUGCUGGGAGCGACGGUGGAGCGUGUGGAUUUUGUGAUGCUGUUGAAACGACAUAUGGAAAGUAUAUAACCGCAGUUGGUAACGGCCUAUAUAAAGGUGGCAAAGGAUGCGGCGCAUGUUAUGAGGUGAAAUGCUUGUCACAUUCAGCAUGCUCUGGAAAUUCAAUAAAUGUGGUUGUUUCUGAUCAAUGUCCAGGGUGUGAUCCGUAUCAAUUUGAUCUUAGUGGCACUUCUUUUGGAGCCCUUGCAUCUAAUGGGGCUUCCAAUCAACUCCGCGGUGCUGGUCGCAUUCAAAUCGAAUACCAAAAGGUUCCAUGUAAAUAUAAUGGGGAAACAAUAAAAUUUGUAGUGGAUAAUGGAUCGAAUCCAUAUUAUAUAGCGGUAAAUGUUAUGGAGGUAGGUGGAGAUGGUGACCUAGAAAAUGUGGAGAUUCAACACGGGUCCAAUCCGUUUAUGGCUGCCCGUUUGGUUUUUGGAGCCACAUGGGGGGUCAACUCGUUCAUGCCUGGUCCAUUGUCGAUUCGACUUACCACAAGUUUGGGAAAGUCUAUUGUUGCUCAAAAUGUUAUUCCGGAAGGUUAUUCUCGUGGUGGUGGUCGUGGACGUGAAAGGAAUCCAUACAUCGAGAGAGCAAAUGAUGAAAUCCUCGAGGAAAUCCGAGAAGCGGUGGAGGAAGAGAAAGAGGAUGCAAAUGUGGACAAGGAAGUGACGAAUACGAGAAUAUAUAAGAAAAGUCACAUGUUUAGUGCUACAAUUGUCACAAAUUGGGUCAUUAUGCUCAUAACUGUUGGUACACUAAGGAUGCGAAAGUAG
This is a messenger RNA of Impatiens glandulifera, 918 nucleotides long. Its product is annotated as expansin-B15-like. The coding region runs from base 1 to 918 and encodes 305 amino acids. Gene Ontology annotation, biological process: sexual reproduction. The transcript has 5 exons. The record is from RefSeq and is a predicted model, not a curated record. Lineage: Eukaryota; Viridiplantae; Streptophyta; Magnoliopsida; Ericales; Balsaminaceae. Gene Ontology annotation, cellular component: extracellular region.